CCGGUGGGCUCGCUCAAGUAUCCGUCCGUCCAUCGGUCUGUCUGUCCGUCCGCCCCGGAGCCAGAUUGCUGGCCGCUUUCCGCGCCCACUGACUCCGGGUGCUCCGGGUAGCUGAGCCCCAGGCCUGCCUGGCCCCGCGCGUGGUCCCCGGGAGGAGUGUGUGACAGGCUGCGUGGGGCGCGGCGAUGGGGCGUGCGCGCAGCCUGGGGUGCGGGGCUCCUGCUGAGCCUGCCUGGCCCCGACCUCGGCGGGGCGCAGGGCCAGUGUGACCUUGCAGCCAGGAGUGCACGCGCAACCCCGCGGGGCUCCCAUACAGGCCGCUGUCCCUGAGCCCCAGGAGCAGGACCCUCUCUCUGAGCCUGGCCUGGGGCCCAGGAGGCUGCAGAGCUGCCCACGCCUCCGGGGGAAGCUGCCAAGGGCCGCCAUGGAGACCCCUGCCCCGAAGCCCCAGGAGACAGCUCUGUCCUCUCAGGACCCUGCGCUUCCUCUCAAAGAGAUUCCAGAGAAUAAGUUGGGUCAGGGGCUCCUGGCAGCCAGAUCCGAGGAAUCGGUGACUUUCAAGGAUGUGGCUGUGGACUUCACCCAGGAGGAGUGGGGCCAGCUGGACUCUCCUCAGAGGGCCCUGUACCGGGACGUGAUGCUGGAGAACUACCAGAACCUUCUCGCCCUGGGGCCCCCGGUCUGCAAGCCAGAUGUGAUCUCCCAUCUGGAACGAGGCGAAGAGCCGUGGCAGGUGCCCAGAGAAGUCCCCAGAGGGGCUCGUGCAGGGUGGGAGCCCAGGCCUGGGGGACAGAAGGACUUGUGUCGGCGGCAGCAGGGCCUCUGCAGAGAAGAGCCUUCCCAGGAGUCAACUGCGGAGGGGCUGGCGAGGUCCAGUCUCCACAGCCGCGGGCCAGGCGCCGGGUGGGCCUGGGAGGGCCCCUUGGCGGCUCCGUCCAGAGGCGAGGCUGCGCUCUGGAGCUGUGCGCCCGCCGGCUGUGGGGAGGUUCCCACAGAGGGGCGCUGGCAGGGACAGGAAGCGUCGGGGGAGGCGUUUCCCCGCAGGUGCACCCUCUUCGCCCAGCAGAGCCAAGGAGCCCUCGUUCCUGCAUUCGGAGAGGCUCCCGACAGACACGCCGACAGUGUCCCGUCCAGCGAGGCUGGGAGUCAGCAGCGGAGAACGUGCGCCGGGAGGAGGGACUGCAAGCCCAGCGAACUGGGAAAGCCUCCGCCCGCAGCUGAGCGCCAGAGUGCUGGCCCCGGGGCGGGGCUGUUUGCGUGUGGCCAGUGUGGGAAGGCCUUCCAUCAGAGCUCGUCCCUCACCCUGCACCAGCGGUGGCAUGCGCGGGAGAAGGCCUACCGGUGUAACGAGUGCGGCAAGGCCUUCACCUGGAGGACCAACCUCAUCGAGCACCAGAGGAUCCACACGGGCGAGAAGCCCUUCCUCUGCGGCGAGUGUGGGAAGGCCUUCAGCUGCCACUCGUCACUGAACGUGCACCACAGGAUUCACACAGGCGAGAGGCCCUACAAGUGUAACGCCUGCGAGAAGGCCUUCAGCUGCAGCUCACUCCUGAACAUGCACCUCCGCGUCCACACCGGGGAGAAGCCCUACAAGUGCAGCGAGUGCGGGAAGGCCUUCAACCAGAGGACGCACCUGACCCGGCACCACAGAAUCCACACGGGAGAGAAGCCGUAUAAGUGUGACGAGUGCGGGAAGGCCUUCACAUGCCACUCAUCCCUGACCGUGCACGAGAAAAUCCACAACGGAGACAAGCCAUUUAAAUGCAACAACUGCGCAAAGGCCUUCAAUAACCGUUCACGCCUCACCCUCCACCAGAGGAUUCACACCGGAGAGAAACCCUUCAAGUGCGGCGAUUGUGGGAAGGGCUUCAGCUGCCACUCCUACCUGGUCGUGCACCAGAGGAUCCACAGCGGGGAGAAGCCCUUCAAGUGCAACGAGUGUGGGAAGGCCUUCAGCUCCCACUCCUACCUCAUUGUGCACCAGAGGAUCCACACAGGGGAGAAGCCCUUUGACUGCAGUCGGUGCUGGAAGGCCUUCAGCUGCCACUCAUCCCUCAUCGUGCAUCAGCGGAUCCACACUGGAGAGAAGCCCUAUAAAUGCAGCCAGUGCGGCAAAGCCUUCAGCCAGAAUCACUGUCUGAUUAAACAUCAGAAAAUCCACUCCGGGGAGAAGUCAUUUAAAUGUAAUGAAUGUGGUGAGAUGUUCAACUGGAGCGCCCACCUCACUGAACACCAGAGAAUGCACAGAGAAGAGAAGCCCUUCGCCAUCCAGUUCAACAAGCAUUUGCUGGACACGUACUAUGUUCCCAGCAGCCUGCUGGACGCGGGUGGCAUGGGCGUGAGCGGCAUGGACCCCAUAAACUCACUGGACAUGGCAGAGCUCCUGUGUGUGGUUCAGCCCUCGGCCAGUAGGAACUUCCCCCUGGGCAGCAAGCCUGGAAAUUAACACGUCAUCUGGCCUCUUCCCCCGGGUGAAGGGGGAGAGAACACUGGCUCGGAGGUACGUGCUGCCGCAGACACCCUCUUAAUAGUGGCCAUCCCCUCCCGGGGAAGGGGUACCCUGUUAGGAGUGGAGAGCUGAGUGCCGUUUGAGGAUGGCCCGCGGUCCUGUUUCCUUUGAUGGGUUUGGAAGUCACCGACCAGGGGAAUCGCUAUUUCCUGCAGACAGAAGGGUAUGUCAGUCAUUGCGUCCUCAGACAGGUUCCUGGCGUGAUUUCAAUCAGGAAUUUCGUCUGUGAACUGGUAUGUUUAAAGUAAUAGGAAGAAUUUGUAAAAACCAGAAUUAUGAACAGUAUUACCUCCAAGCGAACAUUCAUGUAUUCCUGGAGGGGAGAGUAACCUUGGAUGGAGGGAGUUUGGGAAAAAGUGGAUUUCCUAGACUCACCUCACUUAAGUGGCUCUCCUACAGAGUCACUUGGUAGAGGUGGCACCAAUGUCACAGGAGCACAGACCAGCAUCAGAGUAGCCAGGUCCUGACGGGCCAACGUCACGCCUGGCCGCCUGGCCACCACGCGUGGUGGGACUGGGAGCACGUAGGCGGGGCCCGGCGCAUCCACGGAAGGUGGGUGCGUGUCGGGGGAGGUGUGCCUAGAAGCGCCCCUUCACCCCAGGCUGGGGCUGCUGGAGGUCUCCCCAGGCACCAUGCAGCUCAGCUCAUCUGCACCCCCGCCCCCCGAGGGCAAAGCACCUCCACGGAGACCGUCCCCCACUCCCCGCAGGGACAGGAAGAUGGCCUUCAUCUGGGAUUCAUGUUCUCUACUCAGUUCUAAGCAAGUACAAGAUGCCUUCUCAGUGGUAAUACUUUACAUUUGUAUAGAGCGCUAUAUAGUUUAUGAAAUGCUUUUUAGUAUACUUUUUAAAUUAUGG
This is a messenger RNA of Pteronotus mesoamericanus, 3366 nucleotides long. It is a transcript of the gene ZNF74, whose product is annotated as zinc finger protein 74. The transcript is spliced from 5 exons. The record is from RefSeq and is a predicted model, not a curated record. Bases 425 to 2446 code for a protein of 673 amino acids. Gene Ontology annotation, biological process: regulation of transcription by RNA polymerase II. Gene Ontology annotation, molecular function: RNA polymerase II cis-regulatory region sequence-specific DNA binding; DNA-binding transcription factor activity. NCBI's taxonomy places the organism in Eukaryota, Metazoa, Chordata, Mammalia, Chiroptera, Mormoopidae.